This is a messenger RNA of Halichondria panicea, 1803 nucleotides long. RefSeq names its product 1,25-dihydroxyvitamin D(3) 24-hydroxylase, mitochondrial-like. Gene Ontology annotation, molecular function: heme binding; oxidoreductase activity, acting on paired donors, with incorporation or reduction of molecular oxygen; monooxygenase activity. The coding region runs from base 67 to 1584 and encodes 505 amino acids. The transcript is spliced from 10 exons. Lineage: Eukaryota; Metazoa; Porifera; Demospongiae; Suberitida; Halichondriidae. The record is from RefSeq and is a predicted model, not a curated record.
AAAAGUAAACAUUGCGGUAGAUAAGAACAUUACUCAGCAAAAAUUAAUAUCAAAAACGAGAAUCAGAUGCUUUCCUUUCUCAAGCAAUGGCCCAUGCCGAUGCCAACCACCAGGCUUGCUGUGAGAUGUGUGACUACAAGUUCACAUUCCAAGCAACAAGCUGCUACAAGACCACAACAAGCCAAACCAUUCAACUCAAUCCCAGGACCCAAGCCUCUGCCAUUACUGGGGAAUCUGCUGGAUAUAGUGAGAGUACGGAGGAGAGGGCAAAGGUUUUCUGAUUUUCAUUAUGAGGGUCUGGAAAAGUACGGAGGAAUCAUGAAGCUGCUUCUACCAGGUGCUGGUACCAUGGUGGUAGUGGCUGAUCCUGAUGUAUUGGAGGAGGUGCUCAGAGCUGAAGGAAAGUACCCGAAAAGGGAUACGUCAGUUGGCCCUAAGAUGAAAUGGUUUUUCGAGCAAUCUGGAAAACCACCUGGAUUUACAAGUCUGGAUGGUGAAGAUUGGAAGAGAGAGCGUGUUGCAGCUAGCAAGCAAGUACUGCCCCGGAAUGUGAACAGCUACAUUGAGGGCCUGAACCCUAUCUACACUCGAUUCUCUGACCACCUGAGGAGCGUAAGAAAUGAAGAUGGUUUGAUUGAGAAUUUCACUCCACUCGCUAAAAAGAUAACAAUGGAAGCUACUGGAAAAUUUGUGUUUGGUGCUGAUCUGGACCUGCUAGUUAAUCCAAAAGAGGAAGAUGUAAAGUUUCUUGACAAUGUCGACCGGCUUUUCGAAGGCAUUGGAAGACUGAUCAACGAGCCAGCUCUGUACAAGAUUUACAAGAACAAGUUUUACUACUCAUUCAUGGAUGCGAUAAAGGGGACCUUUUCACAUGGUAGCAAGUACGCUACCGACUUGCAAAAGGAGCUGGACAGAGGUGAGAGCAGUGAAGUACAGGGGAUGCUGGAGCAAUGGCUGAGAGAGAAGAAGAUGUCCACUGAAGAAGCUGUGUCACUGUCAGCUUCAAUGCUGAUUGCUGGUAUCCACACGACCGCUAAUCAGUCUAUAUUCCUCCUGUUUGAGUUGGCUAAUAACCCUGAGGUCCAGGAGCGGCUAUACCAGGAAAUACAGAGUGUAGUGGGGGAGCGACCUCCCACAGCUCAGGACCUAGAGGCAAUGCCCUACCUCAGAGGAUGCAUCAAGGAGAGCUUCAGAGUCAGAUCCACAGCACCAGGUUUACCCCGUGUUUUGAAUGAGGAUGCCAUCAUCCAUGGUUACCAUGUGCCUGCCGGGGUGACUUUGUUCUACUCGAGUUACACGGCUGCAAAGAGUGACAAAAUAUUUGAGGAGCCAUCAAAGUUCAAGCCAGAGAGGUGGAUGAGAAAUGAUGGACCACAGCAGCAUCCCUUCUCAAUACUGCCAUUUGGGUUUGGACCCAGACAAUGUUAUGGAAAAAGGUUUGCAGAACUUGAAAUGAAACUCUUCAUGGUUGACAUUGCUCGAAAUUUCAUACUGAAGGCUGGACAGGAAGAUAUGAAGAUGCUUGAACAUGCCCUCGUCACACCACAGGAGGACGUGCCACUCUAUUUCAUUGACAGAAAUUAGACUAUAAAUAAUAAUUAAUGUAUACUUUUUAAGUCAGUCCAGGCCUGCAUGCCUGUAUAAUCGAGACUCAUUAUAUAGUAUAUAUACGCACAAAACUGCCUGAAUUUAUUUAUACUUCAGAAUUCUAUAGUCUGAGUUAUAUUAUACUAGUACUCUGUGCUGAUGUUGUGUUGAUUGUCGCAAUUUUUGCUAUACACUCACUUGAUUGCUAUACAAGAA